UUUUGUAUUGUUUUUUUUUUGUUUUAUGAUGUUGAGAUUACUUCAUAGAUUGUUUUUAGAUCAGUUUCAGUGAAAUUAAUACAUAGGAAACUGAGUAUUUUUGCAUUUUUUAAAAUCUGUCUGCAAGUAAGCUUUGAAUCAAUUUUGAAUACUCAGCUUGUUUUUCGGAAAUUAGUUUCCACUGUUGCGUGUAAGUUUAUAAAACAAGAGUGAGUGCUAUUCAAGUUUGUAAAGUGAUAAACCAGUGGCAUCUGAAAGGUACAAGGACAAACUUAUAGUUCUAGGUGGAAUUGACCACUUUUCAUUAGAUAAAAAGAGAUUUAGUCAGAAUCUUGCUCAUUUUUUACCAGUUUUAACUUUUCAGACUAUAUUACUGCUCAGCUACACUAUAUAAUAUAACAUUGCAUAAUAGAAAAAAAACCAUCACGCAAUAAACUAUAAGCUCCUUUUUUGUCAUAUUAUGUCAAUAUUUUCUGUAAAACCAGCUGCGAUUUGACCAAUCAGGAAUCUACAUAAUUGUCAAUUUAAAUUCAAAUCAGUAGUCCUAGUUUGAAAAUAGGGUAUAGAAAUAAUAAGGUCUAAAAUUCAAUAACUAACUUCACAAACCACAUAAAAAUCACGGCAAAAGCAUUUGCUUACCCCACGGCAGUAAUUUUUAAACGAGCAUCAGCUGUUUUUAACAAUUCGUUCGAUUGCUCGAUUGUAAAAUGUGAUGUCAUAAUUGACUGAAUAUGACAAUUGCUUCGUUUCAAUACAUCGAAAUUAUCAAUUAUAAUCAUGGUUAAAGAAUGUAGCCAGGAUGCCGCCCACCUGAAAGAGUGUUUGUGUACAAAAACUCAGUCAAAAAUUCAAUGGAGUCCUCUCAUCGCUAAAAGAACAGAUUAUUCUAGAAAAGUACUACUUGGUAAUUGGUUUGAGGAAACUUGCCAGUACCAAAAAAAUAAGCAUGUCCACACUACUGAAUAUCUAAGUAAUUAUGGAAUAAAACCAAAAACAACCCUUCCGCGGUCUGUUAUAUGGGAUGCCACUAUAAAGAAUCAGGGUAACGAUGUACUAUUUGGAAACUAUAUUGAUAAAUCUCAAGAAUCUUAUAUGACAUCGUACUACUUGUCAUAUCAAUUAUUGCCUGAAAUAGCUAAACGGAAUCCAGGUAAACCUCCAGUGAAGAGUCAGCACAUAGACGAGUUGCCGAAAAGAAAUGAACAAUUUCUAGAUUAUGGAAACCAAGAGAAUUAUGGUUUAGGGGAUUACAAAAAAUCAACUUGGAAGCUAGAAAAAAAUGACCCUCGAUUUACGGUUGGAAGUGUGAACAAAGAAACUUACAUCGAACCAGAAAAACAAUUAUAUAAAUUCCGAAGAUGGUUACCAAUUCGAGCCGUAAAAGGAAAAUAUGGCGAUGAGUACAAGUCUCUUCCUUCUGAUCAUCCUCGAAUAGCUCGAUGCAAUCCUCUAACAUGGGAAUGCAAACCAGUGUUUACUCAAUCUGUAUGAAACUUAUAUUUGUACUUAUAUUUUUUAUAUUAUCAUAACAAAUUGAUAUUUUUUUCUAUUAAAUAAUCCCCAAUAUACCAGAAAA
Messenger RNA from Diorhabda carinulata, 1576 nucleotides. RefSeq lists its product as uncharacterized. NCBI's taxonomy places the organism in Eukaryota, Metazoa, Arthropoda, Insecta, Coleoptera, Chrysomelidae. The coding region runs from base 778 to 1491 and encodes 237 amino acids. The transcript is spliced from 5 exons. The record is from RefSeq and is a predicted model, not a curated record.